CUGGAGGAGUUGGGAAUUAAAGGGGAUAGGAGGCGGAUACAGAAGCAGCUCUUUACGCACAGAGAGAAGCGCAGUCCGAUGGUGAGGCAGCGGUUCAUCUCUCUGCGGGAACACACUUAAAACACACACUUACACACGCUUCCUCCACACACACACUUUUACAUAUCUACGGGACUUAUCUUCACUAAGAAAUCUCUAAGAACUAAAGACAGAAUGGAUGCUUCCCAGCUUUUCUUUCCACUGCUCUUCUACGGAUUUCUGCCAAAAGUGUUUUCGGUGCAGAUGUGCGACGUGGUGAACGAGAUCGAGCUGGAGAAGGAGCGCUGUGAGGACAGCAGCUUCGGGAACGUCACUUCAGGGUGCCAGGGCAUGUGGGACAUCAUCGCCUGCUGGCCCUCAGCCAGCGUCGGGGAAGUGGUUACAAUAACCUGCCCGACCUACUUCAGCUACUUCAGCGACGAGCACAAAGGUAACCUCUCCAAAACCUGCACAGCAGAUGGCUGGACUGAAAUGCAUCCUAUUGACAUCGCCAUGAACUGUGGAUACAAUCUCAACAGCACCAGCGACGAUGGCAAGUUUUUCUGGCAAGUGAAGAUCGGCUACACCAUCGGCCACAGUGUUUCCCUCAUAUCUCUGACCGCAGCUAUUGUGAUCCUCUGCAUCUUCAGGAAGCUCCACUGCACGAGGAACUACAUCCACAUGCAUCUGUUCGUGUCGUUCAUCCUGAAGGCCAUCGCCGUCUUCAUCAAGGACGUCGUCCUCUACGAGGUCGGCGAGGUGGACAACUGCUCCUCCUCGGGCUCCGUCGGCUGCAAAGUGGUGAUUGUGUUCUUCCAGUACUGCAUAAUGGCCAGCUUCUUCUGGCUGCUGGUGGAAGGUCUCUAUCUGCACGCUUUGUUGGCCGUCUCUUUCUUCUCCGAGAGGAAAUACUUCUGGGCUUACAUCCUGAUCGGCUGGGGAGGGCCGAUGGUCUUCAUCACAGCGUGGAGCGUCCUCAAAGCCUACUUUAACGACGUUGGGUGCUGGGAUAUAAUCGAGAACACUGAUGUCUUCUGGUGGAUCAUUAAAACCCCAAUUUUGGCGUCAAUCUUGAUGAACUUUAUUCUAUUCAUCUGCAUCAUACGAAUACUUCGCCAGAAAAUCAACUGCCCUGAUAUUGGAAGAAACGAGUCCAACCAGUACUCGAGGCUGGCGAAAUCUACGCUGCUCCUGAUUCCUCUGUUUGGGAUCAACUUCAUCGUGUUUGCAUUCAUCCCUGAGCAAGUGAAGACCGAGUUGAGGCUGGUUUUCGACUUGAUUCUGGGGUCAUUUCAGGGCUUUGUGGUGGCUGUUCUUUACUGCUUCCUGAACGGAGAGGUGCAAGCAGAGAUCAAGAGGAAGUGGCGGAGGUGGCACCUGCAGAGAUACAUGGGCUCCGACACCAAAUACCAACAUCCGUCCAUCGGCAGCAGCAACAACUUCAGCACCCAGGUCACCAUGAUGACCCGCUGCAGCCCCAAAACACGGAGGACUUCUUCCUCCUGCAACGACGACCUGUCUUGCAUAUGACUCGCACAAAAAGUGAGAGAGACUUCAUGCUGUACAACAAACUCUCGUGCCAAAUAUAGGACAGAAAAGGACGCAACGAAACCCCCUACACAUCUGCUAACGUGUCGCUUGAGUGUGACUUGGACAAAGUAAAGUGAUAAGAAGUUUUAAUCUCCAUGCUUCUUAAAAAAAAGUGACAAAGAAAUUAGCUUCACAAACAGCUUUUUCACACUUGGAUGAGAACCAUUCACGAUUCAUUGCACAUGUACUGUACAGGGGAAUUAGUGAGUCAUAUCAUUAUGGAUCAUUUGGUCAUUCAUUAUCAAGUUCUGUGUGAUGUGUCACAUUUUAACGGGGUUAGGUUAGGGAAUCCUAAUGUGAACUGCACCAGCAGCAGCCCUGCAAUCUGAUGUAAUUAUCACUGAUUAAAAAUCACUUAGCGGAUUCCUGCAGCUCCAAAUGAACAAGGCUGGUGCGAAGACGUUAAAAGAAAAGGAGCGAAGGUUUUUCUUUUAACUGCAAAUCUAAUUAUUUAUAUCGUGGAGUGACAUCAAAGGCAAAGAAUAGCACCAGAAAUGCAUUAUGAAGAUGUGUUUGAAUGUGAGAGGUGACCAAAAAAAGGACUUGGAUGAUAACAUGACUGAACUGACUUCAGACCAGUGUGCUGCUGAUUCCCAGCGAUGCGUCUGGAGCAUAAAUGCCCUUCUCUGCACUAUCACUCUCAUGAGAGACUGAUUUCCUUUCCAUCAGUACAGCCCACCCUCUUGUUCGUGUGAUAUCUGUGUUAUGUGUUUUUUUUGCUUGCAUGUGCCGAUCGCUGACGAGUGCCUGGUUUCAUUGUUUCUGAACUAACACUUUCAAUCCAAUCUUCACCGGCUGUGAGCAGCUCCUGAGAGGAAACGCCUUGAAGCAAAUCAGCCUUUCAAUGUUUACAGUUAUAAAUAGCAUUGUACACACACAUCUCCAGUGUAAAGAAUAACUCCACAUCGUCGUGCCAUACCGUUUGCAUUGUUGCUACAAUAAGUUGUUGUUUGAUAAAGUCCACAGGAAUGGUCUUGCUUGUGUAUGCAGCAGUCUGUGGCUAAAUGCUUAGUAUAACAGCUACAUAAUUGCACCGCAUUACACUUAAAAACAGACUUGUACAGAGAAGUGUCUGAGCAGUGCUUCUGUGAUUUUGAAUUCUCUUUUGACCCGUCUGGUUCUCCGAGGAGGAGUGUGUCCGACAUGUCAGCAGAGUUUUGUUCAAAGCAAAGCAAGGUGACAGGGAUGACUGGUGCUGUCACCUCGAGGCCAUCAUUGUGCUUUUCAGACCACAAGAUCGGACGUGUUGUUUGCUGGCUACAACAGAUAAGAGUAAUACUGCAUGUUUGGAAAUCUUCAUAGUCGUCUGAGAGAGUGAUAUUUACCGAAAUGUCAAACUAUUUCCUUAAAUUAUCCCAGAUUGUUUACUGCUUGUUGUCAGUCAAUGUAAUUGUGUGCCGACGUACCUCUCAUAUGGUGAAUGUAAGCCAAGUGAUUUUAAAUCAGUCAGGUGUUGCUAGAUAUGAUCUUUUUAGUGUUUUGGUGACUUUGCAUGGUUGUUUUGUAUCAGUGAGAUAAUAAUACAAAGGUUUUGAAAUAACAACCAUUUAAAUGUUCACUUAAAGUAAUAAUGCAGUGUUGAAGUAUGUGUUACAUAGACGUGUUAAUAUGCAAGCUUGGAUAAUGUGUAUAUUGAGUAUUUGAUUGGUUAUGUGUUGCAUGUGACAGUGGUGCAAUGCAUUGUGAAGCUUCAAAUGUGAACACAAAAGGCUCUUUCUUAGUUAAAAAUAAUUGUUUUUUAAAUAUUAUUCAUUGUCUUUGUUGUACAGUGUAUGUCAAGAUUGCUGUCUUGGCAGAAAACUUGCCAUAAAAUAUUGACAUUGUU
Messenger RNA from Gymnodraco acuticeps, 3433 nucleotides. RefSeq names its product vasoactive intestinal peptide receptor 1b (gene vipr1b). Gene Ontology annotation, biological process: cell surface receptor signaling pathway; adenylate cyclase-modulating G protein-coupled receptor signaling pathway. Gene Ontology annotation, molecular function: peptide hormone binding; vasoactive intestinal polypeptide receptor activity; G protein-coupled peptide receptor activity. The record is from RefSeq and is a predicted model, not a curated record. The transcript has 13 exons. The coding region runs from base 214 to 1548 and encodes 444 amino acids. NCBI's taxonomy places the organism in Eukaryota, Metazoa, Chordata, Actinopteri, Perciformes, Bathydraconidae. Gene Ontology annotation, cellular component: plasma membrane.